Ilyonectria robusta is the source of this 1163-nucleotide messenger RNA. RefSeq names its product FMN-dependent dehydrogenase. Gene Ontology annotation, molecular function: oxidoreductase activity; FMN binding. Lineage: Eukaryota; Fungi; Ascomycota; Sordariomycetes; Hypocreales; Nectriaceae. The transcript has 8 exons. Bases 42 to 1163 code for a protein of 373 amino acids. The record is from RefSeq and is a predicted model, not a curated record.
UCUAGACAUCGCCUCCACACACCACCAUCUAAUUCACCACUAUGGCCAACCGCGGAGUGCCGCUGUGCCCUCACAAUGAGAUAUUCUGCAUCCAAGAUUUGAAAGAGAAGGGAUCUAAGAAGCUCCCGCGGAUGUAUCGAGAGUACUACAACCAUGGGUCCAUGGAUAUGCUCACCCUGCAAGACAAUGAGGCAGCUUUUGAUCGAUUCAAAAUCAGACCCCGUAUCCUCCGAGAUGUUUCAAACAUCGAUCCUUCAACCACUCUUUGCGGAAAGAAGGUGGCCUUCCCAUUCGGCUUUUCCCCAGCGGCAGCGCACAAAAUCGCACACGCGGAUGGCGAGGUUGGCACGUCGCGGGCAGCUGCUGCCCAAAAUAUCCCCAUGGGGCUGUCGGCAUAUGCAACCACGUCGCUUGAAGAUGUCAUUUCCGUCGGAAAGGGCAACCCGUAUUUUAUGCAAAUCAAUUUCUUGAUGGACAAGGAGAUUAUGAAGAGUCUAUUACAUCGCGCGGAAGUGGCGGGUUAUGAUGCUAUUAUGCUGACCGUUGAUGCUCCUAUGUACGGAAUCCGAUUGAAUGAAGGUCGUAACAAUUUUGGUAUGCCAGACGGUAUCGAAUACCCCAAUCUCGCCCCCGGUAUGGACAUGAGAAGUUUAGCAAAGGAGGAAGACCCCCUUGCUUAUGAUCCCUCGGUUACAUGGGAAAGGGCCGUGAGAUUCAUGAGAGAAACGACCAAGCUUCCAAUCUGGAUCAAGGGAGUUUAUACUCCCGAAGAUGUUGAGCUGGUCAUCGAACAUGGCUUAGAUGGCGUCAUCAUCUCUAACCAUGGAGGGCGCCAACUUGACAGCGUUCCGGCUACCCUCGACGCACUCAGAGAAUGCGCCCCUGUCGCCAAGGGCCGCAUACCUCUCGCAAUUGACAGUGGCAUCCGUCGCGGCACAGAUAUUUUCAAGGCACUAGCCCUAGGUGCAGACUUUUGCUUUGCCGGGAGAAUUCCUAUUUGGGGCCUUGCGUGGAACGGGACUGAGGGCGUUGAGUUGUCAAUUAAGCUUCUGUACAGGGAGUUCCAAAAGACCAUGGGAUUAGCUGGAGUUUCAAAAGUUCAAGACAUUUCAACGGCUCAUUUGUCGGUGUUCGACCACAAGGGCGCAUUGAGCAGACUGUAG